This is a messenger RNA of Periophthalmus magnuspinnatus, 12172 nucleotides long. It is a transcript of the gene ehbp1l1a, whose product is annotated as EH domain binding protein 1-like 1a. Gene Ontology annotation, molecular function: protein binding. NCBI's taxonomy places the organism in Eukaryota, Metazoa, Chordata, Actinopteri, Gobiiformes, Gobiidae. The record is from RefSeq and is a predicted model, not a curated record. The transcript is spliced from 33 exons. Bases 194 to 11551 code for a protein of 3785 amino acids.
GAGGCGUGUGUUUGUUUUGGAGGCUGUGUGACGGACUAAGGCGGACCCGGUUCAGAGGGGCUUUACCUCGGCAGCAGGUGGAGAUCAUCCCUGCCCCUUCACUCAUGUGGACUCACGCCGGCUGGACACACCACCGGGCUUCGUCUCAUUCAUCUUAUUUUGUCCAGAAAAGCGCUGGACAGUCGGACUAACCAUGACCUCGGUGUGGAAACGACUGCAGCGGGUCGGGAAGAAGGCGGCCAAGUUUCAGUUUGCUGCGUCUUUCCAAGAGCUCAUAAUAGAGUGCACAAAUAAAUGGCAGCCGGACAAACUGAGAGUGGUGUGGAUCAGGAGAAACAGACGACAUAGUACAAAGCUCCACAGUUGGCAGCCUGGCAUCAAAAACCCUUAUAGAGGGCUGGUUGUGUGGCAGGUCCCUGAGAGCUUGGACAUCACGGUCACUCUGUUUAAAGAACCUACUGCAGAGGAGUUUGAGGACAAAGACUGGACGUUUGUCAUUGAGAAUGAGAGUAAAGGCCGCAGAAAAAUCCUAGCCUCUGCUGACGUGAAUAUGAAGAAGUAUGCCAGUGUCACUCCGGCCCAGUAUGACAUCACCCUCAAACUCAAACCUCUCUCUGUGAAGGUGGUUGAGGCUACGCUCAAAAUCAAUCUCUCCUGCGUCUUUCUCAAGGAGGGCAAGGCCACGGACGAGGACAUGCAGAGUUUGGCCAGCCUCAUGAGCAUGAAGCAGAGCGACAUCGGAAAUUUAGAGGACUUCAGCGACGAUGAGGGUGAGGAGCGAAGGUUCAGCCAUGGAUCCAUGCAUGCUACUUCAGUUUCUGGGUCUGUUCCUUCUGUCAGUAGAGUUCAUGAUAUGGCUUGGCGGCCUGUCACUCAACCAGGCUUCACAGAGAUGGAUCAGAGCACUUCUCCCUCCUUUUUUUCCACUGUCUCAGCUCCACUCUAUCCAUCUUACCCCCUUGCCCCCCCUCUGUCGCCCACUUGUCCGAUUGACAUCCCAGAAGCAGCUAAACCAUCUCUCUAUGACUAUUCACUACCCGCAUUCACCCCUGCCCACCCUCCUGCUCUGCCACGCAUCUUCCAGCCUGGCGCUGCUUCAGUGCCUCGGGCCGCUCCUCGAAGGCCCCACAGCUUCCACUGUGACUGGUCUCCUGCUGAGGGCUGGGAGGCUCUGGGUCUAUCAUCCUCCACCCCUCCCAAAACUCUGCUCUCCUCUUCUCUGUCUUCUGCUCCUUUUGACCCAUCCCUCCAUCCUCCUACCUUCUCUCAAUGCCCACAAACAGCUGGCCCUACUUGUUGGAGAACUCAGAGCGUUCCUUCCAUAUCCUCCCUCUGCCCUCCCCCCUCAUCCUCCGCGGCUCCUUCUGUAAACAUACCUGUCCUACCUCCACCUCCAGCGGUUAGCAAGAAGCCCAAAUCCCGGGGCUCCUCUGUGGGUGAUACUGGGUGUGCUCUCACCCGCCCCACCAGUCUGCCCUCUGCCCCAGAGUCAGCACCUUGGCAGACUGAAUGGAUGCCACCUAAAUCUCAAGCCCCCCUCUCACAGCCUGGUCUCUCCCCCAAGUUUCUCCAUUUGCGUGCUGAUGACCUGGGACAAACCGCUGUGGGGCAGAAAAAGCAGAAAUUAGACACGACAUUUUCCUCCUCUGGGUUUGUCCCAUCUUGGAGACCUCCUGUCCCCCCUCGAGUAGAGACAGUCAUUCAGAGCUGCCCCUCAGCUGUGUCUGGGCCGUCCCCUCAGCCUUUUUCAUCCCAUACUGUUGUCAAAGCUUCUGACAAAGACCAGGACCCAGAGGUCCACAGACAUUUGAGCACUUUGAAUGAGGAGGACAUCAUAUCUACAUCUACUGAGCAUAAAACCCCUGGUGUCAGAUCUUUUGGAGUGGAGGCUAUCAAAGCAUCACCCGGACCUCAAAGUAUGGCCUCACUCCUGCCUACUAGUCCCAGAACAACUUUAGACCCAGGACUGAACCUAGCAGACAAUACCAAAAGUCAAAAGUAUCCAUCAAUAUCCAAGCAAACAAGAGCAUCCCCUAAACAUCAUACACAAAAACAAGAAUUGUAUAUCAAUGGUAUAACUUUGGACAAGUCUAGUCACUUAACAACAAUCCCCAGAGGAAAUCCAGCUUUAUCAGAGGGAGGGCAGUGCCCUCCUCCCACACUACCCAAACCUGAUUUAGGACUACACCCCAUUGUAUCACUGAAAACAAGAGUGACAAAAUCAGAUGCCCAUGUAAGAGAUUUGGGAAAUAAGGGUGCCAUGGUACCUUCAUUUGAAGAAUCUAGUCAGUCACAUUUAACCAACACUAAGCAUAGUGGCAAAUUACAAUCUGUGAUGACAACUGCUGGUAGCGAAUUGACUGAAUCUAAGAAGACCUUAUCCAACAUAACUUUUAUUCAAGAGAGUUCUUUGAAACUGGAGUCACCAUCAAAGUCAGACACUGAAAUCAUUAAGAGCGAUGUGUUUAUUUCUAAAGUGGAGCUUAGGCCACUGAUUCCAAAAGAGAGGUAUAUUUGCCACCUACAGACUGCAACACAGCAUGAACAUAUCUGUGAAGAAACACAAACCAAGAUGCACAGAUGUUGUCCUCAAACAUCUAAUGUUCCUGGGAUGCCAACAUUGCACCAGUUGUCAAAUAUCACUUGGUCUGAAGAUAAUAAGCGCUUAUUUAUCAAGUUACCUAGCAAAGGAAGCCCUGUACUCUUGCAAUCCCACAACCUGGACAUUGCUAGCAAAAAUAUUCCAAAAAUGGUUGCAAUAACUCCAUCUUGUGCAUGGUCUGCUACUAUUCCUGGCUUUCCGUCCGCUUUGAAGCUAAAUAUUGUCAAUCUUUUGGGGACUUGCCCUAAAGUGUCCAACAUUCCAGGUUUACCCUCAUUGCAUUCAGACACCAAAUAUGAAACACAUAGUUGGGAGAAAUGCAUUCUGUUAAAGAAACCUUUGAUGAAACCACAGAUAUUUUCAGAUAAUAUUCAAGAAAAUAUUGAUCCCAAGAUGAUCAAAAUCAUGGUGUGCCUUUUGCCAACAUGUUCUAAAAUGGCUAGCAUACCUGGGUUCCCCUCAGCUGAGCAGCAUAUUUCUACAAAAAGUCCAGGCAUGACCAGUCUACUUCCAACAUGCCCAAGACAAACCAAUAUUGCAGGCAUGCCAUCCAAACAAAGUCAAACAGAAACCUCCAGCUGGCAUUUUCAACAGGAGUUGGCACCACAAAAGAAAAUGUGGUAUAAUUUUGUUAUAGGACAAGAAACAUUAGAAAAUGAUGAAUUUCUCACACAAAUUAUAAACAUGCUCCCAUCCUGUCCCUUUGCAGCAGCAACCCCUGGUUUUCCUUCAGCCCCACGAGAAAAAAAUAUUGAUUACUUAGAAAGGCAAUACCCUAGUAUGGUAGAGCUUUUGCCUAGUUGCUCAUCAAAAACCUCAAUUGUUGGGUUUCCUUCCAAAAGCCAACCCAGUAUUCAAAAUGACAAUUUGCUAUAUGAGGACUGGCAUAUGUUGAGAAUAUUUAAUUACAAAUUACAUAAGAAACAAUGCCAGCCUUACAUCCUUCAGGGGCUUCCAGCUGAUCAAGUGAUGCUCAGAGGAAUUGUCAAUAUGGUGCCAAGUUGCCCUCCAAAAAACACAAUAUUUGGUUUCCCUUUUGCUCCAUGCCAGAAGCCUAGUAUGGUUAAUUCAAUGCGAUCAUGUCCCAAACAAAGUACUAUUCAGGGAUUUCCUUCAAUGAACUAUUGUGAAUCUUUUAAUAUGCAGUGGUUUCUUUGUAAAAACACACACUUCCAGAGUUCAUGGAAGAAAAGGGAGUCAGUUCUACAACUGAUAUUUAAAUCAGCAACCGAUCAUAAUGACAAUAUGACCUUCCAUAUGGCAUGUAUACAGCCCAGCUGUCCACAAACACCAUGUUUACCAGGAUUUCCAUCUCUGUCUGGUCAAGUUUUGGAGCAUCUACCAAGUAUAGUGUGUCAGCUACAUACCUGUCCUACAUACUCACAAGUUUGUGGAACACCAUCAAUAUUAUUUGAAGACUCUCAUAAUUGGAUCAUCGAUAAGAGAUCAAUUUAUGAAAAGUCAACAAGAACACCAUGGACUAUAUCAGUUCUGAAACCAUAUUCAACUGGAAAAUUAUUUGGUAAAAUUAUGGUAUCGAUGUUACCACCUUGCCCUAAAGAGUCAAAUAUUUAUGGGUUUCCCUCUAAGGGAUGUCUAACUUCAGUCCCACAUUUGAUAACAAAAUCACCAGAUGUGUUCAAAUCAAUAGAAACAUUCCCAGAACAUGGUUCAAUUCCAGGUUUUCCCUCAAAAUCACUUAAAGAGUAUGAAUAUUGGAAUAUGAACAAAAGUCAAAUUUGGAAAAAGCCUCUGAAAAGUAUUUCUACCAUACAUCCUCCAAACACGGACAUGUCAGGUGAAGACAAAUCAUUAAUGCUGAGAAUGGUCCCAUCAUGUUCAAAACAAGCUCUCUGCGCUGGGUUUCCAUCAGCUCCACACCCCCCAAAACCGUGUAGCCCAAACCAAAGCUCUUCUCACAUGGGUCAGUGGAUGACACCAUGUCCAAGACAAUCAACUGUCAUUGGUUUCCCUUCCAGAGAGUACUAUCCACAUUUGGACAGUUACAGUUCUCUUUUUAAAGAGUUGAUUGAUGAUAUUGUUUCACUCAAACAUCUGAAAACUAUGAUUCUUUUUGGUUCAGACUGUGUGUCUGCUCAACCUCAAGAAUGCUCUUCUGUAAAUAUGGUGCCGUCUUGUUCGAAUAAAUCAUUUGUUUUUGGAUUACCAUCGAUCCAGGGUCACCAUUCAGAACAACUCCACCCCAUCGAAACAUUUCCUUUGCUAGAAUCAACCGUCAAUCAAACUGAAACCCUUUCUAAUGUAGAAUGGGAUGCAAAAACCAUUAUACAACGAGUCCCAAUCCCUGACAAUAAAAUCAGUAUGGAUGUGCCAACUUUUUCUGACACAUUAGUACGAGUAUACAUGGAAGAAGGGUGUGGCCUAAACAGUCCUAAUUUAAAGAGGAAAGAUGAAGUUGUUUGGAAAUCAGAUAACGUUGAAGACAUGUGCCUAGAAUUUCGAGGUUUGCCGUGCAGAAUGUGGCACACAGUUCCUGAAAUGCCAAUAUUGUUAAGUGUUAGGAAAAGAUAUGAACCCAUGGUUUCAUUACAACCACCUUGUGAUAUAGUUGAUGGUGCUCAACAGUUGGUCAAGCCUUUCAGAGAUAGUACUAUUGUGUGGGAGGAGUUACCAAAAUCAUCUGCUGAGAAAUAUCCUUCUGGAAACUCUAUAGAGUGGGAGGAACUUCCAAAAACAGUGAAUCAGACUGAAGUGUUAGCCAGAGAUGAGAUGGACAUCUUCAGCAAAGAUCCUCAAGGUUCAAUGGAAGCCUUUUUAGAAUCUUCACUAACAUUGGACAGAAAGCAACAUAACAAUAAUGCAGAAGACAAAUUACUGGUAUUGAGGAAGGAAUGUGUUGAAUAUAAUAAUGAGUUUUCGGAGGUAUGGACAGAUGCAGAUGUAAUGACAAAGCAAAAUGACACAGAAAAGUUUGUAGAAGCCAAAUUUUCAUUGGAACAAAAUACAAGUGCCCUCCCUGACGUGCAACCCAUUGUAGGAAUAACAAUGUCAUCAUUAAGUAUAGACAAUCCUGAACAUAUUACUGUCACAGAACCACUUUGUCUUAAACAACAAAUUUCUCAGAUGUUGCAAUGCGAUGAAUCAAAUAUGACGAGGCUUGUGAGCUCCUGCCCUCUUAACUCUUCUAUAAAAGGUAUUCCAUCUAUGUUACAACCAUGUAAACAAACUUGGUCAACCAGUUGCAAACUGUCAGGUGCAAGGCUGCUCAAAUCUAAAAUGGCCCCAAUAAAAGACAUACAUUUUAAAGAUGAUAUAAAAGCUAUGGUAACUAUAGUCCCCACAUGUGCCAGAUGUGCCACUAUUCCUGGGUUCCCAUCUGGUUCUGAGUCCGUUUAUGGUUCCAGUGGGAUAAAUCUAUAUCCUUCAUGCCCAGUUCUUGCAUCUUUAGCUGGAUUCCCAUCUCUCCAGAAGGCAGAUAACAGAAACUGGACAGUUAUUCAAUGUUUAAUUUUGGAAAAGAGGAUAAAACCAAUGCCUGCGAUGUUAUUAGAAACCAAGGAAAUGUACAAAGAUGUGGAUGGAAUGAUUUGCCUUGCUGAAAGUUUUCCAAAACAUUCAAAAAUUUAUGGAUGUCCGUCUCGCCCUCAAAGAAUCUUUUCAAGUCUAUCAAAUUCAUACUGUAAAUCAUCUCAAAUACCAGGGUUUAUCUCUGGUCCUGAUUGUAAAGAGUGGGCUCAAAAGAAAGGAGAAGUAUUAGCACAUAAAUCAACAGGGGUCCGAGCAAUACGAUUCAGCACAUUCGAUACAAGAGCAAUGACAAGCAUGGUAUGUCUCGCACCAUCUUGUCCAAAAGUGCCAGGCUGUCCAGGUUUCCCUUCUGCUCCAAAUCCACAAGCUGCAUAUUAUGGGGCAUCUGCAACCAGGCUUGUUCCUUCAUGUCCCAAUGUGUCGGCAAUUCCAGGAUUUCCAUCAAUCCAAGAGGAAAAGAAAGUCAGUUCAAAUUUCAGCCUGAUUGCAGGUGAUUUAUUAGCCAAACGUGAACAGGCUGAAAAGAUUGCUAUCAUUGAAGGUAUUCCAAAUCUUGACAAGAAAACAUCAAAUACAAUGUUGUCAUUAGCAGCAUGUUGUCCUAGCACUUCCAGUAUCUUUGGUUGUCCUUCUUUUCCUCGUAUGACCAUUGAAUCUAAUAACAUUUGUCUGGUGCCAUGCUGUCCCAGUGGUUCAGUUCUUCAAGGAUUUGCCUCCCUAACAAGUUCAUCAAGUGCAAAUUGGUCCAUGCGUGCAACAGUACUUUGGGAUAGUACUCAUAUGAGAGCAAAGAAGAUAAUUUUACCUGCUGUACCUACCCACCCAGAAACCCUCAAGGCACAAAGUAUGGUUAAGAUGGUCCUGUGUUGCCCAAAAGAGGCUCGGGUGCUGGGCUUCCCAUCUGCUCCAGUUCUGAAUAGACCCCCCAGUAUAGUGAGUCUUUAUGCAUGCAUGCCUUGUGUCUCACGUUUGCCUGGUUUUCCAUCAGCAAGGACAUUCAACACAGAUUGUGUAGCUUCAGCUGUACCACCAAACCUGAACCUGCUCUAUGACAGACAGUAUAACAGAAAAGUUUGUACUAUAAAACAUGAAAUCAAACUGGAAGGAAACAAGCAUGCCAUAGAUUUAGCACCAUUGUGUCCUCAGCUGGCUAAAGUCCCAGGAUUCCCCAGUAUUUUGCAGUUAAAUGACUCUGAGAAUGAUGCCCAUAUUGGUAAUGAUUCUGUAGAAUUGUCUGAAGUCCCAACCACUCAAGUCCCAGAAAAUGAGGGCACUCUUACAAAUCAAGAUAUACCUUUGCCUUGUGCGAAAAGAACAAAUGAAGAUGGGAAAACUAGUAUUGCUCCGGUUUCUCUUUUCAAGGAUUACUUACAAGAAUUUCUUCCAGAAGAAUCUGAGUCAUUGGUCACUUGUACUUUCAAAGAAAUAAUGGAACCUUUAGAACCUGUCAGGGAGAACUCCCAGAAAAUGUUUAUUACACUGACAAAGAAAACAGGACUGACUGGAUCUGGGACAUCUCUUCCCAUUGAUGGUUGUCCUUCAGAUAAAUCACAGGUCCUUGUGCCAGUCAAAGAAACAAAGACUACAUUAACAGCAGAUGGGGACAGUUAUCAAAAUGCACAAAAGUUUGAGAAAAAUUUUGCAACUGCCCCUGAAAACUCUGAAGAAUUUACAAAUCCUUCUUUUUCAAAGGAGUUUGGUCCUGCCCAAACUCCUAUCCUUAUCAACCCUGAUGUUCCUUUUUCACUUUCUACUCUCAGCACAGAAGAGUCAUAUGAUGUAAAAAAUGAUACGGGUCCUGUUGUUCGUGGCCUAGUAGAACAGACUUGUGAAACCAAAAAAGAAAAGGUUGAGAUGGCAGAGACAAAGAAGGACACAUUUGACAUGUCAGAACCAGGUUGGGAGGUAUUGGAAGCAGAGGGAACAUUAACAGAGCAGCAGGCUGAAACCUCCCCCCAUCUUUUUAAGUCAAUUGUAGAUGUCUUUCAGAAAGGUUAUGACUCAGUAGCUACUAUGUUGGGGCCACCUAGCUCUUCUUUAGCUGAGGAUCACCAACACUCAAAGACCACUUCAUCCAUGAGCCUGCAGGACAGGACAGUUCCACCUGUGCAUGAUAAAACCAAUUUCAUGCCAAGAGUUUCUUCAGAGAGGCAGUUUAUGAACACUGACAAGAAAGUAGGAGGUGCUCAGCCAACCUCGUGGGACUUGCUUGAGAAGCGGUCAUGUUCCGUCCCUUUAUCCACUCAAGAUGACAGCUUUCCAGUUUGGGCAAGAUUCAAGAAAUGGCCACCGCUCACUGCAAAAGAUAUACCAAAUGAAAGUUUUGAAGAGACUGAGAAAGUAGAAGUUAAAGAGGUGUCAUUGGUCAUAGGGCAAGAUUCAGUUUGCUCUGAGGAGGACAGUGAAAGAUGGUUAGUACAGCAGCUGACUGAGGCAGAACAGGAGGAUGUUAAAACAGUGUUGACCUGCACUGAGCUGGACAAAGGCCCAAAACAAAGUGAAGCUACUCUUCAGUCGCCACCAGAUGAUGAAAAUAUCAGUGAAGUUGGAACAAAGGACAAAAAAACAAAAAGAAGAAUUUUGAAGAUACCAAAGAAAAAAGUUGAUCAAACAAAAGUGUUUGCCCCUGUUUGGCCUCCCAAAAAGAAGGAUGGAGGUAUGAGUUCUGCGAAUGAUACCCAGAAAGAUGAUGGACGUAAAGUGAAGGAAAUAAAUACAUUGGUCAUCAAGGAAACUCCAAAAAUAUCAGUAACAAGUCAAAUUUCUGAAACCGAAACAAAUUAUUCCAUAAUUAAUGCAGGACCAGCUGUUGCUGUAAGUACUUCAUUGAAAAAAGAAGAUCUUACAGGCUCUGCUCAGGAGCAAGAGUCAUUUCAAGUUGAGAAAAAAGAACCUGUCUCACUUAUUAAAAAGAUAGGAAUUUCUCUCAAAGGAAAGAAGCUACCUCUAAGAAAACCUGGCAAGAAGGACACUGCCAAGAAAACUGUAGAACCAAGUGUUCACGAUGAGGUGAAAGUUGAAGAAAAGGUCGUAACUGAGAAAGUGAAUGUCACUGUUGAAAUGACAGUGAUUAAGCAGACAUUACCUGUCCCACAGCCAAGAAUAAAGAAACGUUCAAGUGGAUCCUUCCCUGAUGACUUAAAAGUUACAGAGUCAACAAUACAAGGAGAACUAGUCCAAAAAUCCCAAGAAAUGUCAAGUAUGGACAACAGUACAACAGCUCUUUCUAUAGAGGAUUCUACCCCCACUGGUACAUCAGAGACACCCACUGUACAGUUACAGAAUAAACAAGAUCCUUCAAGCUUAAUUCCUGUACCUAAACCAAGAUCAAAGAAACGCUUCAGCGCUUCAUUCCCAGAUGAAACCUCACAAGCAGUGACAGAUAGUACUUGCUCUGAGAGUAAUCAACAUGGUGAUCAGUUGAGCAUGCCUGCAUCAAAAUCUGAUGAAACUUUAACUUUUCAGACAAAGAAUGAAACUCUGCAUCAGGUCCAGAAGUUUACCUUACCAGUCCCAAUGCCACGGGAAAAGAAGAAACGUCUAAGUGCAUCUUUUGUCGACAGCAGCACAGAACAGGAAAAGUCAACAGAUGCUGGACCAGCUAACAUGGAUGCUGCGUUGCAAAUUAGCAAAGAAACCUCUGAAGGUCCAGUUUCUUGCGAGUCCAGCAUAAUUUCUGAUAUAGGUUCUGAAAUUGCAAGGGAGGAUGAAGUCGUGUCCGAUAUUGAGUUUAUCCAGACAUGUAGUAUAGAGGAUACAGAAGAGGAGAUGAUCCGAAGUUGGACAUUUACAGAUAAGCAAGGCAUAACAACAGAUUCUCAAGCAGUGCUGCUGGGGGACACUGAAGAUGUUCAAGAGCUCUCCAGGUCUAUUUCUAUUGUCUCAUCAGCUCAAGAUGAUUGGUUCCAUGUGAGUGAUAGCAAAAGCAGUGAAACUAUGGAAGAGGUCAAGACUGAAGACUUGGGGAGUGACUUUGAGCCUGUAGAUGUGGCAGCUGAUUGUGUAGUGGAAGACAGGUCGAAGGAGCCACACAGAGCUCUACCUCGGGGUAAAAAGCGUUUCAGUGGGUUGCAUCUAGAUGACAGCAAGUCCAAUGUCAUCCAAGUCAAUGAAGCAACAACUCCUCAGAAAAAGCCAGCAGAUACAACCAUCUCUGCUGAACUCAUGACCAGCCCUGGUUUAGUAACAUCCACGCAGUCUCUUUUGGAGUGGUGUCAGGAAGUCACUCAGAGCUACCAUGGAGUGAAGAUCACCAACUUUAGCACAUCAUGGAGAAAUGGCUUGGGUUUUUGUGCUAUCUUGCACCACUUUCACCCUGAAAUGAUUAAUUAUGAAACACUGGACCCAUAUGAUAUCAAGCAAAACAAUAAAAAGGCAUUUGAUGGCUUUGCAGAGCUGGGCAUCUCUCGGCUGAUGGAGCCCUCUGAUAUGGUGAUGUUAGCUGUUCCUGACCGACUCAUUGUUAUGACAUACCUGAGCCAGAUCCGCACUCACUUCACAGGUCAGGAACUCAGUGUGCUCCACAUAGAAAAGGACAGUAGUGACUCCAGCUAUGCUGUGGGCUCCUGCGCCGCUCCAGAAGAUCCAGAGGCGGCCGUUCGGUACUGCACCCAACGGCUACAAGAGGAGGGCAUCAGUAUAGAGACCAAUGGUACAGCAAUGGAUAAGGACAGUAAAAGUGAGGUUGUGCCACCUCCUAGGCAGAAAAGACAACAGGGUGUUGGUGGAACACAGUCUCCAGUCGCACCACCCCGGACUCACAUCUUGUCCAAGUCCACAUUCUCUCACGUUAAAGAUGCAGAUCUGGUCAAAAAGAGACGCUCACAGAGGAGGAGCAGUUCAGUGGAUGAGGGAGAAUCUUCAGCGGCAGCUGCAGGACACAAUGACAGUUUACUCUCUCGAAGCACAUCAGAAACUGAAAGAACAGAAAAAGUGACAGAGGAAACAAGACCAGAGGGCCAGGACACCAAUCAGUAUGUGCUGAACCAGAUGGAGGCUCUGGAGGCCGAGCAGAAUCACAUCGACAACAGAGCAGGUGUGGUGGAAAUGAAACUCCGGCAGCUCAUGGAAACAGCAGGCAGUGACAAAGUGGAGGAAGAGCGGUUAAUUCAGGAGUGGUUUACACUGGUCAACAAAAAGAAUGCUUUGAUUCGGAGACAGGACCAUCUUCAGCUGUUGCUGGAAGAACAAGACUUGGAAACAAGAUUUGAGCUGUUAAAGAAGGAACUGAGAGACAUAAUGGCAACAGAAGAAUGGCAGAAGACUCCAGACCAUAAACACAGGGAGCAGCUGCUGCUGCAGGAGCUGGUGUCUCUGGUGAACCAGAGAGAUGAACUGGUACAGAACAUGGACGCCAAGGAGCGAGGAGCAUUGGAGGAGGAUGAGCGGCUGGAACGGGGUUUGGAGCAGCGGCGCAGAAAGUACUCCAAACAACAGAAGGACAAGUGUGUGAUGCAGUGAACGACAAACCUGUACAGCCUAGGUAAUAAUAAAAAAAAACACUGCAGAGCACUGAAGCAGCACGAGCAGAGAGAGUCACAGAGGAGUAAAAAAAAGUAAGUUAUUUUGUUAUUAGUAACCCUGGAUGGUUUGCUAAGCUUUUAUUAUCCAUAAACAUUAAGUUGAACUGUGCACUUCAGUGUGAGUAUUAGGUGGAUAGUUUUAAGUUGUGAAACUGUUACUGAUUUUGUUUUACGUUAUAGCAUUGGUACAGCUAGUUGCCAAAGCAGCAACAACAGGUGCCUUAUCUUUGAGAAUAUGCUCUUUCUCAGCUGCAAAGAUGCCUUAAACACUGCAAAGAAUUAGCAUUAUAAAUACAUUCAUUUAUAAUGUUAUUGGAUAAAGGUGUUUGUAAACAAAUGUUGAACAGUUGUCUGAGUAGCAGAUGCAUUUCUCACUUUUAUCAACUUCAGUUGUUAAAACUGCAGUAUAUAUGUUGCUUUUCUGCACUGAAUCAUUGUUUAUCUAGUAGAUAAAUUAAACAGACAACCAGAAUUUAUGGGCUAACAUUGCAAGGUCUUUCAAAGCAUCAUCUGUGGUUUCCUUUACUUUUUAAGGUUUUUAAUAAAUCAGACAUUUUAA